CUUUUAUUUCUUUUGAAUACAACUUAAAAACUUGCUAGAAGUUUAAGGGAUUCCUGUUUUGAAGAUUCGGAGUUUGUGAUUUCAGGUUGAAGAUGUCUCAUAGAAGAUCAGGGAAAAGUGGGAGGACUGAUUCAGAGUUUGAAGAGCUGAAGUAUAAAUACUUCAAAGAUUUAAGAGAUGAAAAGGUCAAAAUUAGUCGUUCUGGGAAGUAUUUCAAAUGUCCAUACUGUCAGGAUUCAAGUAGAGAGUAUGAUUCACAAGAGCUUCUACGGCAUUCUUCCCGCAUUGGUAUAGAUUCAAGAAGUGCUAGUUUUAGAGACAAGGCUAGACAUUUGGGAUUGUUCAAGUACUUAGAUAGGUACAUACAUGUAGACAAGAACACGUCUGAAUCAAGUCGGAGGAGAUAUUCUGAGCUAUCAGGGGAAGGUUCUCAAUAUACCAAGAGUAAUCCAGUAGAGCCAUCUCAGGUCACGGAGAAGUCUGAAGGUGGAGGAAAUUUUUAUCCGCCUGCUGCUAGGAGCAUUGAAGCAGUGGAUAGACCUGUUGAUGGUGCUGAAGAGCCCCUGAGAAGGAAAAAACAAAAUGCGGAGAACAGAGUGGUACUCGAACCUCCUCCCAAAAGUACUAAAGAUGGUAUGCAACCCCAACCUCUCCUAGCAUCUAGUAAGCCAGGUAUCAGCAAGACCAAGGAUGAUCUAAUAGUUUUUCCUUGGAUGGGGAUAGUAGCCAAUAUUCCUAUUGAAUAUAAGGAAGGGAAACGUGUAGGUAAAAGUGGAACAAAUCUUAAAAAGCUGUGGAUUGAGAAAGGGUUUAAUCCACUGAAGGUUCAUCCUUUGUGGAACUACAAGGGUCAUACCGGAUAUGCCAUUGUGGAAUUUAAAGGGGAUUGGUCGGGAUUCAUGAAUGCUAUAGCAUUUGAAAAAGCAUUCGAAUUAGAUAAACAUGGGAAAAGAGAUUGGAAUUCAGUAAGACAUCCAGAUAGUAAUUUGUAUGCUUGGAUUGCACGUGAUGAAGAUUACAACGCUGGGUCUUUCAUUGGUAACUUAUCUCCGUAAACAUGGAGAUCUUAAGUCAGUUUCGGGAAUACAGGAAGAGAACAAGAGGAAAGAUUCAAGGCUACUAUGGACCUUGACCAACGAGUUAGAGAUGAAGAACAAGGAGUGUGAAGAGAUGGAGAAGAAAAUAACCAGAGCAGAAGUUUUUAUGGAUAAUGUGAUGAGUCAAAAGGAGGAGAUGGUCAAAAACUACAAUGAAGAGAUGGAGAUGAUGCGGCAUAAAGCGUUCCAUCAGCUCGAUGAUGUUAUACGUGAGCAUGAGAAAAGCAAAAUGCAACUUGAAGCUCAAAAACAACAAUUGAUGCAACAAGAACUGGAAUUGAGAAAACGUGAAGCACUGAAUGAGAGUGAGAAGAGAAAGCUUCAGCUCCAGAAAGAGAUGAAUGAAAGGGCAAUAUUGGAGCAGAGAAAUGCAGAUGAGAAAAUGCUGCAAUUGGCUGAAGAUCAUAAGAGAGUAAAGGAACAACUUCAUAAAAGAAUAAUUGAACUGGAAGCGAACCUUGAUCAGAAGCAAGCACUACAGUUGCAGAUUGAGCGCUUAAGAGGUUCAAUGGAAGUGAUGCGACUCAUGAAUGAGGAAGGCGACGUCGAAGCUAAGAAGAAACUGCAGUCAAUUCAAGAAGAAAUCAAGGAGAGUGAAGAAGAACUUGAUAGCUUGGAAACACUGAAUCAAGCUCUAAUUAUAAAGGAAAGACUUACAAAUGAUGAGGUGCAGGAAGCCCGUAAAGAAUUAAUCCAUGGUUUAAGGGAGAGUCGUGCUUUUAUCGGUGUCAAGAGAAUGGGGGAACUUGAUGGGAAGCCAUUCCAUGCUGCUGCCAAAAGAAAAUUUAAUCCUAAAGAAGCAGCAGAGAAAGCAGUGGAGAUAUGUUCGUUGUGGGAGGAUUACCUGAGGGAUCCAAACUGGCAUCCUUAUAAGAUUAUCCAAAAGGGUCAUACUGCUGAGGAAAUAAUUGAUGAUGAUGAUGAGAAAUUGAAGGAACUAAAGGCCGAAUAUGGUGAUGAAGUUUAUCAAUCUGUUGUAACUGCGUUAAACGAGUUGAAUGAGCAUAACCCCAGUGGCAGGUACCCAGUACCUGCGUUGUGGCAUUACAAGGAAAAAAGAACUGUGUCAUUGAAUGAAGGAGUUAAACACAUAAUGAAGCAGUGGAAGGCCCAUAAGAAGAAAUUAAGAUAAAGCAUUUGACUAAAAGUUUGAGGGGAAAGAAGUAGGAGAGUUGAUUGUCCUAGUAUUAAUCCUAGUAGGCAAGCUGAACUAUUAAAGGAGUUCAGAUUCUGCAAAAACUUCAUUAGUUUUGCUCUAAAUUUCAGACGAGACAGUUUGUUCUUUAUCUGCUGCUUUCUUUUGUCAUUAGAUAGAUUGCAGCUUCAAGUAUUGUGUGAAUUUUGAGCACAAACAGGCAACAGGUAGAAAUAAGCAUUUGACAGGACAGAGAGCUAUUUUACAGAGGAAUACUCUGUAAUUUCACAGCACAGUGCUGUCAUUCUCUUCAUCAACAAAGCCUGUCCAUUGGUUUUUCAGGAA
Messenger RNA from Solanum lycopersicum (tomato), 2577 nucleotides. Its product is annotated as factor of DNA methylation 4-like. Lineage: Eukaryota; Viridiplantae; Streptophyta; Magnoliopsida; Solanales; Solanaceae. Gene Ontology annotation, biological process: gene silencing by siRNA-directed DNA methylation. The record is from RefSeq and is a predicted model, not a curated record.